GCUGUAAUAAACAAACAAAUGAAUAAAAACUUUGCAAAUGGACUUAAAACAAAUUAGGCUAGAUAUGAAAUAAAUAUGAUAAAUAAAUAAAAAUUUACAAAUUUAUAAAAUAAAUUUACAUUAACUCAGCUAGCUAUUUAAAUUAGAGAACUUUAUUGUCCAAAGGCAGCCACUACUAAAAUGCAUUUUAUUUAAGCAAAAGACAAGAAAGAAUGAAAAUAUGAGUAUGGUUAGUUGCUUUAUUAGCCAAUAUUUUGAUCUAAUUUAGACUGUAAUUUCAAAACCUGAAGCAUAAACAGAGUGGUCUGACUUUACCACUGUGGAAUUAUGCUAAAACAUACCAAAUAUAGGUUGUAUGUGGGUUAUAUGUGGGUUUAUUGUUCACAUUGCUUACAUUUUUUUUAAACUGUACUUCCAUGUUAUGUUUCCAACUUGAAUGCGUGACAUGUCGCAAUAAUAAACGCCAGCUUCGAAGGUACUGAAAGGCUGCAUACACAACCUGGCAACCACACACCACUCACAUUUCUCAAAAAAAAAAAAAAAAAAGUCAAAUCAAGUUUAAGAUUACUUUUAAAUCCCAUUGCCUGGUCUAGUUUUAGUGUUUAUUUUUUGUAUAUUGUGUUGGUUUCUGCAUCUCUUUAAUAGACACCCUGAUAUACCGCCAGGUGCCAGCUACAGUAUGUCUCCUGUGUAUGUGGUUGGCAUGCUGGGAUUUUUGAUAAAUGAAGCCAUGCCCAUGUGUGCCCCCACUGAGUACACAAUUUACAUCGAGAGACAGGAGUGCAAUUACUGUGUGGCUGUCAACACCACCAUCUGCAUGGGCUUCUGUUUCUCCAGGGUAAGUGGACACAGUGAGGAAAAAAUCUGCAUCACAACAUUCAGUGCAGAUCCACUCUUCACCUAUCCGGUGGCACUUAGUUGCCACUGCAGCACCUGUCACACCCACAGUGAUGAAUGUGCCCACAAAACCAGCAUCUCUGGCAUGAAGUGCUCCAAACCUGUCCAUCAUUUGUACCCUGAGAACAACUACAUCCAGGUAUAUUGGGAACAGUAUGAGUAAUGUUUGAUUAACUAAAACUUAAAUUAAACACAUUGUUUAUGCUGUAGCAGUUGACUGUGGGCACUCAUUUUUUUUUUUUUUAGGUAAUCUUUGAGUAAACCUUACAUCACAAAGUUACCUAACACAUUAUGUUUGCUGUAUUUUAUAUCAUGCAUAUGAUGUCUUUAAUGAUGCCAAAAGUGGUUAAAAAGAAGGUGUGUUUUUAAUGGGGUUCAAAUACUUACGAUUUUAUGGAUCAUAUAAAUUCUGUAAACUUUAGUUAUGUUUUAGUGUUUGAUUGGCAGUGCUUCUAUAAAAAAAAUACAGUUAAAAUCCUUCCAUAAAAACGAGUUUUUAUCAUUAUUGUUUGUUUUUAUGGUUUAACAGUUUGUGUCUGUGUAAUUAUUCAUACUCUUUUGUGGUUACUGUAAAGACAAAGGCUUGUCAUGCAAUAGAUGCAAAAUGAGAGGUGAAGAAAUUUCAGUCCCAGAACUAACAAACUUUAAUGGCAAUUUGUAUUUGUUUUACAUUUGGGCAAAUUGUUAGCUAAUUUCUAUGAAUUUGUAUGAUUCCUUUUGUACAUUUUCAAACGAUUGGCUAAAGUCCCAUACUGGUUAGGUUUACGGGUGUGGUUAGAGUAAGACCUUCAUGCUUUUUUCUAAAAAGCUUCUGUUUCCAUAUGAAUCACAUUGUAUUUAUACAACAUCAUUCAUUUGUACUCUUUUGUGGUUUCCAAUUGGUUGUAGGACAAAGGUUAGUCAUCUAAUGGACUUAACCAA
This is a messenger RNA of Cyprinus carpio (common carp), 1818 nucleotides long. Its product is annotated as thyrotropin subunit beta-like. Gene Ontology annotation, cellular component: extracellular region; cytoplasm. Gene Ontology annotation, biological process: G protein-coupled receptor signaling pathway. NCBI's taxonomy places the organism in Eukaryota, Metazoa, Chordata, Actinopteri, Cypriniformes, Cyprinidae. Gene Ontology annotation, molecular function: hormone activity. The coding region runs from base 680 to 1060 and encodes 126 amino acids. The record is from RefSeq and is a predicted model, not a curated record. The transcript is spliced from 2 exons.